AUGUCUAACGUGUCGGAAAACGCCACAGGCGUUUCUACGCUCGCUGGAUUCGAAGAACACCUAACUUCGUCAACUCCCGCGGUUCAAGUGGAUUUACGCGUUGCAAGAUACUGUGUUUUUGGACCAAUAUUUCUGUUUAGCGUGACUGGUAACACUUUGGUUAUAUUGACUGUGUUGAUCUUACGGAAAAUGAGAACCGUGCCUAUGAUCUUCGUCGCCAACUUGGCAGCCUGCGAUCUCACUACGACCAUAUCAAGCAUAGCAUUUGAUCUGCCGGAGGUAGAGCUUGGUUUUUGGCCUUAUGGUGGGGUUCUGUGCAAGAUUAUCUGGCCGCUAGCUACGUUCUCCACUAACGCAGCUGCUUUAACUCUUGUGGCAAUAUCGAUCGAUCGCUUCGUCUCUAUCAUCUGUCCUCUUAAUCUGAGGUACCGCAUAACGAGAGGCAAGUGUCUGAAAAUGAUCCUGGCAAUUUACUGCAUUUCAGCAUUAGCCGUAACACCUUACUCGGUGAUUUUGAAGUACAGUGCUUCGCAUUUACCCGCCUGCAAAGAAAACUGGCCCGAGGGAUACUAUUUGGCUAAAAUUUACACGGUAUUUUUAUUUGCGCUGCAGUACGGACUUCCACUCAUCGUCAUGUCUGUGAUUUACACGCGCAUUGGUCUAAAACUCUGCAAAAACUCUAGCAAAGCUGCGGCGCUAAGCACCGGUCGUGGCGGAAAAUCACGAACUUCAUCUACCUCUGGUAAACUGUAUCACAGUGCUUCAGACGCCGCCGAGUAUGCACUUCAGAAACGCAAGCGCCAGAAUGAAAAAACUGCAAAAAUGUUUCUGUUUGUGGUUGUGAUUUUUUUGGUGUUUAUGAUGCCACAUCAGUUGCUCUGGCUGAGCCACGAUUUCUUGUCGCACAGCCAAACGUUUAUAGCCUAUGAAGAACUGAUAUCUUUUGUAUGCAGAGCUUUCACUUAUGCAAAUUCUGUACUAAACCCCAUUAUUUAUGGUGUGUGUAACGGCAACUUUCGAAGAGGUUGUCUGGCGAUUGUUAAGUGCCAGUGCAGUAAGGCCAGUCAGAGAAGUCAGGCAAGAAAACAGAGGACAGAAUCCUUCGGCGUUAAGCCAAAGCAAAAGCGAUUGAGGUCAGAUUCGACAUUUAGAAGCACGACCACAAUGGACUCUGUGACUAGUGCAUUGCUAAAAGAAACCAAAGACAACAGAGACCAGCAUUUACGGAAGGAAGUUUUAAAUAAAAAGGUUACUGCAAAUGGAUUUAAAAACUCUGCGCCGAGUUUAAGUAACGGAAGUGCCCCCAGAACAGUGAUAAGGGACGAGCAAACAUUCAAUGAAUCGGCAGUAAGUGACAUAAAUGCGAAUUGUUUUCCUGUGGACAGGCCAAUGCAGCACAACUCUGCAAAACCGAAUUCUCGAAAAUCUCUUUACGAAAAUACCUCUAGAAACGGUGUAUUUAACCUGCCAAUUGAAACAAAAUAUGACACGUCUUACUGGCUUAGCGAAACAGAAGCUCUUCUAAACAGGCUCUGUCAAGAACUAGACGUCGACACGACAGGAGAGAAAGGGGCGCGUUUUUCGCCGCAACGAGAUACUUCGCAGGGUCGAGAAAAGUACGCUUACGGGUGUAAUGGAAGAGAGACUAUACUCUAACCUAACGAAAGAUAAGUCGAUCUAUGAUUUUUAUAUUUGCAAAAUGAGCGUUUUUGGUCCACUAAAAUAAGCAUGGUGUAGGAGGGUACCGCGUGUUGGGGAGUACGGCGAUUAUCACUUUUGAGAACAUGUCGACGCUAUGAUUAACCCUUAACCCAUGCUUGAAAAAAAAAACCCUGCAACCCUAAAGUUCGUCUUUUAUUUGUUUUAGGCCAGUAUCACUCUAAGUAUUAAAUACAGGAAACAAGGAACGUUUACUUGUGUAAAGACGAAAUGAACCGCAAGAAAUAAAGACACGUCCUAAGUUUUGUCUGACGAAAGGCCACAGGCGGUCGUUUCCACGCACACAUAAAUCAACUUCGGUAACAGGAAAGCGUAGAGUACAAUAGCUUUUAUUAAAAUAAAUCUCGCGGGGAGGAUUUCGUCCGUGUACUGAAAAUAUAAACAAGUAUCGCUUAUACCUCAUUAGAAACGUACAGAACAUGGUAAAAGAAAAGUGUUCGGAGGCUUUGACAUUAAGUCCUCCAACUAAAAAUGAUCCUGUUGUACAGCAAAAAAAAGCACCUAAGUAUUAGUAUUUCUGCUCAGCAUUACUGCUCAGUUGCCUCAUUUAAUAUAGUAGCUAGAAGUACGAUAGAACAGCCUCGUACAGAGUACCGUAUUGGCAAGGUAGUGUUUAUAACAGGGAUCUUUUAUGUCGCGCGGGAUGUGUUUUAAUUGAUAGGUUUUUUAUUGGCUGUAUAUACGAAUUGUGGCGCAUACAUAAUUAACUUAUUUUGUUUCCUCAUGAAAAACAUGUCUUUUGAGUCGACAGAUUUUUAAUUUGAACGAACUGUUUUGUGCUCUCGUUUUGCUUUCUUCAAUUUUUCGCCCACUACUCAAUAGCACGGUCUCAACAGUGAAAGUCUUACACGAGCCGCGAUCCAGCAAAAAAAAAAAAAAAACAUUUUUAUAUGUGUUGAAGAUAUUUAAUACCAAAUUACGGGUCUUGCUUUCAAGACAUACUUAGUCAAUUCAUUUAAUUAAGCAGGGAACCCUGCCAACUUAUUUAAUAUCUACCUCGAUAAGAGUCUUAAAAUUGAUUAAAAGUCAUGAUUUCAAUUUCAAAUAUAUUUGACUAAUUAAAGUUCUUUGAAAGAGGCUUUCUGUUACCACUGUCAAGAAACUAAUGGAAGAACUUCUACAUGUGUUGAUAGGAUUGUGUAGUUCAUCUCCGUCAGUUUAAUUUGGACCCUUUAAAGAAGCCUUCCGAAAUUUAAUUAAAAUAGAAUCAAAUGUUAAGUAAAUUUCACCAGCCCAGUGUACAAUUUUCUUUAGACACAGAGUUUUCGUUCAUAAAAUAAACAUUGUAAUAUAAUAGACAUAAACAAGAUUGUUCUUGGGAAAGAAAAAUCAAUAAAUAGAGUAAAUAAAGCCAAGAAAUAAUUACGAAUUGAACAAAGAGCUCUUUCACAAUUUAUACAUUAUAGCUGGCGUCAAUUCUCUCUUGCUGGCGUUGAGGUCAAGGACCUGUGUCUGAUAUUUCAUUCUUUACAAUAUGAAAAGAAGUGCAUUACAAGCAAAAUAAACUUGAAAAGAGUCAAAUUUUGGCGUCUCCCUGGGGCCACAGUAAAGAGCUAUUGUUUAUUUUUUUUACGAGGACAGUAUUGAAAACCAAGAAGUGUUAUUUCACGGCGUUUGAAAUGUUGCGGUGCGUCUUGUAGAUUGAAAACGUUCUGAUAAAUGUGAUAAAGACGUCAGCGAAAACAUAUGUUUGGAGUAUGUUUAACUUAUCACUGGCGACAUUUAUAUAAAAACUGCACCGAGGAAAUCAACAAAAUCCGGUUGAAAAUUGCCGGGUUAUUCGCUUAAAAUAUCUGCUCAGACGUAAGAACUAACUGAAAAAAGUCGACUCUUUUUUGCCAUAGUUUGGAAAGCCGGCCUGCUUGUAGUCUGUAAUGUCCCACGUCUUCACCCCCCUAACUCGUUAAGGGAUGUAGACGUAUGACAUUUCAAACUAGCCUGCUCCCUUUUCCGUGCGAGCGUACCAGUGGACCGCGCGCGGUUUCAUUCGAUUAUAAUAUCUGAUUUUUUUUUACAUCAUGAUACAGGCCUCACUAGCAAACAGUGCUUAAACAUGCCUUCGAGCUCAGGUCAAAUGUUAGAAACAUAUGCAAUUUAUUUCGUGGUUUGGUACCUCUUUUUUCUGCUAUUAAUUGCCUUGUGGUUUCAGUGCUAAGUAUUGGGGCCCCACCCUUUAAGAUAAGCUGCUAUUCAUUUCCUGUUUGUUUCUAGAAUUUAAAUAACGUCAUUCAGCGCAGAAAAGAAAGACACAGCCAAUAUAAAGAAUGCGAUACUGAUAAGAUAACAUUUGAAGUCAUUUACACCUGGCUCACUGAAUAAAAUGACGAAAAUGACGUGACAACCCUCCCUUUUAUCAGCCGCGCCGAAAGCCAGACUCCUAGGUAUCAAAAAGUAAUGAAAGUUAUCUUCAUGUUUAAAGGUGCGGGCGAUAUUUCUUUUUUUUUCCUUUUUUUUUCUUUUUGUAUUGUAAUUAUCCCCCUUUUCGCCCACAUUGCUCUUUGUCUUACUCUUGUCUUGCACUCAGCCGUCUUGUUCAUCAUCGGCUGUCCGAUGGAGGCCGAGAAAACAGGAGAAAAGUGCACCCCGGUGUCGUGUUUCGCCGAACCGCCACCGUAAUUGAGGUUACGUGCUGCUAACAUCGUUCGCAAGUCUCGAAAAGCAGAAGGUGGUUCAUCAACCGAGUUUCUCUCUUAGACAAUUUCUUUUUCGGUGAGUGGCAUGUCCAUUAAUAUGGCAAUAGCCAUAGAGUUGGUUUGAGCGGUAGAAGUAUUUAUUCAGAACUUUUACGGAUACAUAGCCAAGUUCCCCGAAGUGUUUGGAGCUCAACUAAGUCUUCGAGUGCUAUAUAUUUGAUUUAGAAAAGGCUUUUAAAGUGGACCCUUCAGUAUCAGGUUCAGCAUACGACAGCUGGCCUCUUUCACUUUCUGUGCCACCGAAAAUAUUCUUCAAUUUGAUGAAAAAUGAUGACAUUGGAUGCCCGACUCAAGCUUCUCCUUUAAUAAACGAGAUUUUUUAGUAUUUUUGUUCCCUCAUCGCAGCGCAGUGUGUAAAUUGACAGGGUUGCCGAAUACACCCUUUGUCGGAAAUGUUAUCUUCAGCUAAGCUUUCUUUGGCACCAGUUUAUAAAACUGAAGAAAAUUGUUUUUCCACUGAAUUAUCUAAGUAAAUAAAAACGUUUACUCUCUUAUAGCCUUUACUAUGAAGAAAAAACAUGAGCAACAUAAACAGGCGAUACAACCCCAAGAAUAGUUGAUCAACAAAUAAAAUAGACUAUUUUUUCGUGUAAAGUGAUCUCUAGCUAAUGAGACAACCUUCAUUAAACGAAAUGGGGAUUACAUCGAUCCAGGGAACCAAACAAGGAUGACUCAAAUCAUGAUAUCGCUUAUAUCCGACCACAUCACACCUUAAAUGGUUUCUUCAGCAAUUUUCCGCAGUCUUUUGAGUCUUUUAUCACUUUGGGUCAUUGUUGACAUGGUUGAGGGAGGAGUUGGUACUGAAUUGGACCGGACUGAAAUCUCAGUCUUCAACGUUUCAUCUCCGACUACCCUCAUUUCCCAGAUGGAACAGUAUCUAAGACUGGAAUUCCCAACCAAAACGUGAAAAAACAUGAAACAUCAAUUGUGGAUUCUUGGCUACGCCUGGUGAGAACAUGUGGUUUGAAAUGCUGCUCUGUAAAAGUCCCUGAAUAAAACUUAGAUCAAGUUUUUGGACUCUCCGCUCUUGUAGACUGCGAGCAGUCUCUUAUUUUUCUUUGCAAAGUUACUACACACGAAUCCUAAGCACGCGAGCGGCAAAGCCGGGAGCCGCGAGAAACGAGGGCGUCGUCUGGUCUCAAUCCCUUUUUGUAAUAAUAACGUCGUGGUUUGCAAUAGCGCUGGAUGAGAUAAGAACUAGACGGAUUUUAAGAGAAAAGGCGGACUGCCAGCAAUCUACCGCUCUUGUCUAGUAUCAUGACACAAACGCUAGAGAAAUUAUCCCGACUAGAUAUCGAAAUCCAGUAUCAAUUAAUGUACUAAAAUCGUCAAACAUUUGUCUUUCAUUGUAACGUACGUACAUAAUCAGCUAGUUGGACAUUUAGGAUGUUCACAACUGCUGCACAUAUGCAGGAGUUAUUCACGUGCUAGUGUAGCUCAGUUAUGGGAUCGUCAUAGAUGGUGGGAAGGAGGUGGCAAGUUGUGGCAAACAAUGCAAGGUGAGCCAGUAAGUGAAUAAACGAUCAUCCUGUCAGUUUUCCCAUCGACUGUAACAAUUGUCUUCCCAUCACAACUUGACCCUGAAUUUUUACUUUCUUAAACUUCCGCUUUCAAAACGCCUUUUCUGUGUCGCAUUCCAACUGUACCACAUGUUAAUUGGGAUCAGUUCGUUCCGAUAAGCAAAGAGGAUAUGAUGUCCCGUCACCAGAUGGAAAAGGUAUCCUGUAGUCCCCCAUUUUGAUUUCGUUCCAAACCAGUUUGGAGGUACAUUCCUUUGUUAUUUCGAGGACAUUCCAACAAUGCCCUGAGUGCCAGGGGCUUUUUCUCUGAGGAAAUUUCGAGAGCUGACCUCUGGAGCCAGAUCAGAGUAUUCUAAAACAAGGUUUUGUUGUUAAUUCAACUGCCUUUAGCAAUACCAGAUGUAACAUUCACCAUUCACUGACCGUAAUUUUUGAUGUCAUUCUUCAGUACAUUUAUUGGAUUUAUGAAUUCCAACAUUAAUUGGUUUUCUUUUGACACUGUUUGGUCGUCUUUCCCCCACCCACUGGGGUGUUGUUCUUACAAUAUUUGAACGCCAUAUAAAAAAUAACUCUUGGAGGUGAUUUAACGCCAUUUCGAUCGGACGCCAUGUCAACACCCCGUACUGGACUACCACCACAAUGAACCCAGAAAUUCAACCCAGUUUCCAAAUCAGUCAUUUUGUAAAAUACUAAAAAACAUUCGUAACAAGUGAAAUUGCUGCCAAUGACGUCUCAUUCGGUUUGAGUGGUCACUUAACAGGAUUUCGUACACAGACUCACAAAGUAAAGCUACCUUAAAUACGCUAUCCUUAACUUUGAUAGUGAAAUGGUUAAUAAAAUUGGACCACACUAGAACGUGAUGCCAUUUGUCAUUCUUAACGCCAUCUCAACGCGCGUGGCCACUUGGAAAUCGGCUUUGACCGCGCUGUAUAGCCACAGACCGCAACCGACCUUUUUCAAUCCCCACUUCUCCGGAAUUGGGACGCUUUCCCACGGUUUCCAAUAAAUGAACGUGACGAACUUACCUUUCUACUAGCAAUAAGGACACUCGGUGCGAUCGCAUCGCUCUUACAACGCGUUUCAAAUUAUCAUCGCACAUCCAAUACCAACCAGCCAGCCAUCUCUCCUCUUGCUCGCGAAACGUCCCAAGCGGCGCGGAAAAAAAGGAGCAGAGUCACGGCUGUUUUUGCAGGCUCAUACCAUCAACGCCAUUUGGUGAAUUUACGUUCAGCCUUUCUACAGUCAAACUAAGGACACGUGAACAAACUAGAAUCUAUUCAAGAAAAAAAAAAUCUCUCGCUACUUUUUAGUGCUUACACAUGUCAGUGAUGUGGAAAACGUUCAGCAGUUGAUUUAGGAUAAUUAGAUUGUGAACAAGCCACAAAUAGCCACAUCAAGAUGGCAUAAUUAACUAUAUAUUUUCAAGAAUGUGACAAGUAUGAGAAUCGCUAAUUUAGGAAGGUUCUUAACUUAAGCCGUGCCCAAAAUAAUCGCGCACAGUACAAAUUUCUUAGUUCAGUUUCGAUCAAUUUUUACUUUGACUACAGGGCGUCACCGGCUUACUGUCUGUCAAGGUAGAGUUAAGUUGGGCCCACCAACUUAGAAUUUUGAACGUAUCCCUAAAGGAAAAUUGUAGUAGCAAAUCAAUUGGAAAUGGUACCACAGCGAAGUGUGUUUUCCUUUGUUGACUUGAGUAUACAGUGGAUCAAUCGACAUGGUCAAUGAGGACCCUCUGUGAAACAAUUUGUCCAAUUAUACAGCGUCAAUUGUUUCAUCGCUAAGAGUCAAUCAGAUCGCACUGAAACAAUUAAUUACUCGGUUCGUGACUUCCUUUGUUCAAUAUGUCAUCUCCAUAAACACAAUGAAUGGUAACCGUUGUUUAAAAAAAAUCUGUUUUACGAAAGAAAUUAACUAAGUAUUUUACAAAGUAUUUGGAAUAUUAAAGCUAUCUGUCUUUUGAAACAAAAAGUAAUACAAAUCUCGAAACGUUUGCUGAGUAGCUUUAGAACUUGCUUUUUACUCCAGAAAAAUAAAGUUGCGGUUGUUUUGUUUUGAUUUGUCCAACACAAUUAUAAGAAAAACAAUACUUAAGCAAACAACACGUUGCUUGUAAGUUCAGAGGAAACUAAUAUAGCACGCUAACUUUCUUGUUUCAGUCUAUGGAAGUAAAACAUAUGGUUGUUACUUGCUCAAUGGCGUGGGGGCGCUCAUCAAACCUUAGGCAAUAUGCAGGAAUCAACCUGAAUAGACAAAAAAUUAACGAAAGGCUCACUCACAGCGGGGCUUCUACUCCCCGAUUCAGCCCUAGGGGAAGUUUAUGCUCGGCAAGUUACGAACAAUACAAGCAAUCAACUAAAUAAAUGAAUGUAGGCUAAAGAGGAACGAGAUAUUUUGUUUACAUUUCUAAUCCAAAGGCAAUCGAUCUUUUAUGGCGUUCCUUUUUCAUGUGAGAGGUAUCACGAUAAUUAUAAUUAAAGAGCAUUAAGUUAAUUACAUCUACUUAAUUAAAUCGAGAUUGAUUUAACCUAAUUUAAUCGCAUAGCGUGAGAGAGCAAGUUCAAAUAUACGAAAACUUAGGAGCGGUGAACGCAUCUUGACAAAACGUGUGUCGCACAAAACAAUUAAAGAAAUAUCUCGAAAAAUUCGCUUUAUGUUGUUGACUGACCUUUGAUAAUUUUAGCGCCUUUAAAAUAAAUACUGAUACCGUUAUCAAGCUUCAUCAAAGCGGAACAACCUUAUUCAAACCAGUGAUCUUGAAACACGCAAGGUUUGGAAGAAGUAAAAAAUAUGAAGUUACUUAUUAUAAAAUACCGCUUUUCAGUGUCAUAGAAGACCUUGCUUUGGGCGGUGAAGCUUAAAGCACACAACUUCGAUCUAGGAGAUAGUUGGAUUCUGCUACAUAUGGGUCCAAGGGCAUGGUGCAGUGGACCUGUUCAGUUUAGAACAUGCGAUCAUCUCACUACUCCAAGUUUACAUUAAAGUGUUCUUUUUAUUGAGAAAGUAUCUCAAUUUAAAGGUGCUGUCUAAUAAUUUUAAUUUACGUUUCUGGAUUCACCCACAAGAAGAACUCGAGUAGAACGUCUCGAUUAAAGUUUGACUCUAGAUAUCAAGGGGUUACAGAAAGCUUCCAUCAAUGUCUAUCACAAGUUACACGGGUUUAAAGUUACCAUGUUAUGUAAACAGCUACAUUUUAAACUACAUUAUUACGGAUUAACGUAUUAACGUAAUGAUUUUCGGACUUCCUGUUUAUCAUUUUUGAGGUUACGACAAGACGUGAAGAAAUGUGACCGGCUUACGGGCUGUACAUAUUAAAAUCACUGAUACUCUUCUCACGGAAAUAGUUUCUACUGGGGCGUCGGGGAGUAGCACGUUGAAUCUUGCAGCAAAAAAGAAUCCUGAAUCGGUUCGUGGUCAACAUCAGUACUGGUUUCUUUUGCUGGGUGAAAAAGAGAACGGAAAAGUAUUAUUUAGAUCGCGGUUAAUGCAAAAAUAAGAUUGAUGAUUGUUAACUAGAGUUGUGGGGGUUUGGAAAAGUCCAGCAUAAGCUGUAUUACCAGGUGUUGAGUCAUCGUCAAACUAUCAUUUAAGACGUCUCUUGGUUUCUUGAAGCAUACGCUGAUAAUGAACUCAACUGCUCAAGUAAAUGAAUCAAGCACAAGUUGGUUCGUGGAACCUCUGUCUUUUAAAGUAACGAAGAUUGUACUCUACGCCAUGAUCCUCAUCGUCGGGACGGUAGGAAACACGAUGAUCAUACUGAUCAUUUGUAAAUUUAAGCAAAUGAAAAAGGCGCCUGGAAAUCUUUUCAUCCUAAAUCUCGCCGUAUGUGACCUGCUUACUCCGCUUGUGAGCAUUCCUCUUGACCUUGCUUUGGUGGAAAGCAACGGCAAGUGGUAUCUUGGCCCUGUACUAUGCAAGUUGCUUCCUCCAAUAGCCACCUUUAUCGCCACCGUUUCGCCUCUUACAUUAGCCGUGAUCUCUCUGGACCGAUAUCGAACCCUACUGCAUCCUUUUAAAAAACGUCUGGACAGGAAGACCGUAAAGACCUUCAUAGUCCUGGUGCAUUUAUUUUCAGGUGUAUUAGUCCUUCCUUAUAUCAUAACUUUGGAGCUGUCUGCCGAUGGACAUUGCUCAGAAGUUUGGCCCAAUCCGGGUCAAUUACAUUCGAAGAUAUACACAGUUGUCCUCUUCCUGGGUCAGUACGCGCUCCCGCUUGUUUUCAUGGCUGCCAUGUACAUUUCGGCUGCAAAAAGCCUCUUUGAAUCCACUCAACGCGCGCGUUCGAUGUCGCUUAGCUCUUGGAAAAACUCAUCUACGGCAGAGGGGAGAUCAAGAAAUGGAUCUGGAAAUGAUUCAUUAUCAAUGGAAGCCGGGUUGAUUCGUCCUUGUGAAGCUCGGUCGUACGACUCGUUAGAAAGACACUUCUACAAAGAAAGCCUACACAACGUUCAGGUCACCAAGAUGUUUAUAGUGAUUGUGCUCGUUUUUGCUGUGAUGACUUUACCACUGGAAGUUUUAUGGAUGUGGUCGGAGUUUGGUGAUGGCAAAACAAGUCGCGUCUACCCGGCUAUUUCAGUUAUGUGUCGUUUAUUCACGUAUGCGAAUAGUUGCCUUAACCCGAUUAUCUUCUACAAGUUAAGCCGCGAUUUUAACAGAGGGUUUUCAAACGUCUUCAGAAAGUGCACCCCAUGUCGUGCAGAUAAGAGCGCAGUUAAAGAAACACAGCUGGGUGCCAUAAGUGCAUAUGGAACGUGGGAUCGCAACAUAAUGAGGACCCGCACUCCAUCUUGGUUGACCCCUCGUGGAUCUUUCCAAAGCGGACAUUCCGUGAGUUUCGCAGAUCAAGAAAAGGCAAGCCCUGAAAUAAAAAUGGAAAAUCACUUAAACGUACCGGGAGCCGAAUUCGAAAAUCACAAGAAAUCAUUCUCUGUUGAAAUGUUUAACAGAAUUUCAAUUAAUAAAUUGCCAGAGGGUAAAUAUCCAAAAGGUGACAUCGCUAACUCUUUGCGUGGCUCUGUCCUGAGGGUCGCAUCCACGAGUAACGAAAACGUGCUAAAUAGAAACUGCAGUAUAUCAAUCAACGUUUUGCUUUGCGAAGGGAACAUCGCAAUAGAGUUAGGAAACUUGGAGUCCUUAAUAGUUCUUCCACAAACAGACUGUUAG
Molecule: messenger RNA, 11092 nt
Organism: Porites lobata
Lineage: Eukaryota; Metazoa; Cnidaria; Anthozoa; Scleractinia; Poritidae
Source: the annotation of a GenBank genome assembly